UGUUCUCAUUGGAUUCUUUUUAAUAAGAAUUUACGUUUUGGGGGCCAUAUAAUCUCCCACUUUCUCAUGCUUUAUAAACCAGACUCCCAGAGUUGGACAUUACUUUCCUCUCGUUCCUCAUAGGUCGAAGGUUUUGCCUCUUUCCUCUCCAUUCUAAGCAUCUAAAUUACACUUUCUUUCCAUCUAUAUUUUCUCUCCCUCCAUAUCAGAAAAUCACUUCAGGCUCUUCAGAUUAUUAUGGCUUCCUCUUCUCCACCCGCAAAGAAUAUUUAUGAGGAAAAUGGUGAUCUCACUCCUCUGCAGAAACAUGUUGCCUUCUUCGAUAGAAACCAUGAUGGUCUAAUUUAUCCAUGGGAGACUUUCCGAGGAUUUCGUGCCGUGGGAUGUGGCAUCCCUUUGUCCAUUGCCGGUGCCACCCUCAUAAACAUUGGUUUCAGUCAGAAAACCCGCCCUGGGAAAUUUCCUUCUCUACUCUUCCCCAUUGACAUCAAAUACAUCCAUACAUGCAAACAUGGAAGCGACUCUGAUACCUAUGACGCUCAAGGAAGGUUUGAUCCUGUAAAGUUUGAAGAUAUAUUCAGAAAGCACGCGCAUACAAAUUCUGAUGCACUGACAUCUGACGAACUGAUGGAGAUGCUAAAGGCUAAUAGGGACCCCAAAGAUUAUAAAAAUUGGCUAGUGAGCUGGUCAGAAUGGAAAUUGUUAUACAGUCUUGGAAAGGACAAGAAUGGAUUAUUGCGCAAAGAAACACUCAAAUCAUUUUAUGAUGGAAGCUUGUUCUAUGAGAUUGAGAAUGAAAGAUCAUCUGCAGCUAAAAAGAAAAAGUAAUUAGUUUAACGUAUUGAUGUUUAUAUUGUUGUUACUCCUCAGUAACUAUUUUUUUCUUUUGGAUUUAUGGGAAAAUAAGUUAGUUUUAUGUUAAUUAAUUAAUUAAUUUGUAAUUUAAUUUGGAUUCAUUAAUAAAAUGUCUUUUUACA
Ziziphus jujuba (common jujube) is the source of this 977-nucleotide messenger RNA. RefSeq names its product probable peroxygenase 4. The coding region runs from base 238 to 828 and encodes 196 amino acids. The record is from RefSeq and is a predicted model, not a curated record. The transcript has 6 exons. NCBI's taxonomy places the organism in Eukaryota, Viridiplantae, Streptophyta, Magnoliopsida, Rosales, Rhamnaceae. Gene Ontology annotation, molecular function: monooxygenase activity; calcium ion binding.